AUGGCAUCAUCCCCCCAACCUCCACACCCUGCCGCGCCAGACACACGUGGAGUUGGUACAGCACGUAGGACAGCAGCGUCAAACACGUCCCCACGUGCAUUACGCACUGCUCGACGUGGAAAGGAGUCGCAUCCACACGAGCAGCAACGUGAGGACCUGGUGGGACGGGUGGGAAUAACAGCACCUGGGGAGGCGGCGGGGGAACAGGAGUCGGUGGAGGGCGAGGCGGCUGCGGCCGCGGCGGCAGGGGGAAGUGGCGCAAUGGGGACUGAGUCAGAGGCGGCUGUGGCGGUUGAGGCUGCGGCUGCUGCAGGGCUGGAGGGGGUUGCUGCUGAGGCGACUGAGAUGGUGGCUGCUGCUGAGCUUGGCGGGUCUGACGCUGCCUCUGGCGGCGGCUCAGCCUCACCCUCUGCCAUCCCCCAGGCGUGGCAACCAGAGGAGCCGGGACCACCAGUGGCUCAGGAACGGACCGAGGCGGUGGUGCUGGCGGCGUCACCGGAGCCUGUAACGGCGUCUGUGCUGGCGGCGGCGGUGACAGCGGCGACAGGGGAACAGGACAGAGCCCGGACCGAGGAGGGUGCGCCGGUCGCCGCUGCGAACGCCGAAACUUCUGCUGCUGCCGAGGGCGCAAGCACGCAGGGACACGACCUGAGGGGAGUGGUAGACAGGGUCGUGGAGCCGGCGGGACUGCCUGCGCCGCCCGCGGGAAGACGAAGCUUCGAGCCCAGCCAGCACCGAGGCGGCCCGGAGCAGGGCUGGGACUUGGUCCCCCGGGACCCCUCCUGGGCUGGCUUCUGCAAGGGCAGUUGCCACAAGGGCAAGAGCGUCACUUGCCAUCUCCAAGGGUUGGCCAGGCAACGCCGAUGCUGGCGCCGUGGAUCCCGGCGGGAAGACCGCAACAUGCAGGCCGAGGCGAGCAGAACGCCGGCCCUAGGGGGGGAGAAACGGCUCGCGGAGCAAGGGGAGGAGUGCGAGGGGCCAGAGGGGGACGGGGCGGAAGAGGCCCGAUUGUCGGCGGAAGGGUCGCGCUCGUGA
Messenger RNA from Closterium sp. NIES-65, 1035 nucleotides. Lineage: Eukaryota; Viridiplantae; Streptophyta; Zygnematophyceae; Desmidiales; Closteriaceae. The record is from the annotation of a GenBank genome assembly.